AUGGGUACACUCAGAUUACCAGAUGUUGUUCCUCCUCCAACCGAAGACUGUGGAAGACUCAAAAAAGCCUUCCAGGGAUGGGGAACGGAUGAGGCAGCGAUAAUAUCGGUGUUGGGGCACAGGAAUGAAAGCCAAAGGAGGAAGAUUAGAGAGACAUAUCAGCAGCUUUACAAUGAGUCCCUCAUUGAUAGUCUCCAGUCCGAACUGUCUGGUGAUUUCAGGAAAUCGGUGAUUUUGUGGACAUAUGAUCCUCCUGAAAGGGACGCGAGGCUGGCGAAUGAGGCCUUGAAGUCGAGGAACAAAGGCAUAAACCAACUACAAGUAAUAGUUGAGAUAGCAUGUGCAUCCUCGCCUCACCAUCUGGUGGCAGUGAGGCAUGCCUACUGUUCUCUGUAUGAUUGUUCACUCGAAGAAGACAUCACUUCAAAUGUCUCCUUACCACUCCAAAAGAUUCUAGUGGGUUUAGUGCGUUCUUAUAGAUAUGAUAGAGAAGUGGUGGAUUUGGACGUGGCAAAUUUAGAGGCAGCUAAGCUACAUGAAGCCAUUAAAGCAAAAAUUAGAUCAUGA
Molecule: messenger RNA, 567 nt
Organism: Ilex paraguariensis (yerba mate)
Lineage: Eukaryota; Viridiplantae; Streptophyta; Magnoliopsida; Aquifoliales; Aquifoliaceae
Source: the annotation of a GenBank genome assembly